This is a messenger RNA of Caenorhabditis bovis, 1221 nucleotides long. NCBI's taxonomy places the organism in Eukaryota, Metazoa, Nematoda, Chromadorea, Rhabditida, Rhabditidae. The record is from the annotation of a GenBank genome assembly.
AUGGAUCCAGUCGAAGAAAACUCGAAAGAAAAGGAUUCUCCAAAGCGGCCAUCAAUUUUUCGAUUGCCUGCUCAUCAAAUUUCGUCCAUAUUGUCUAGAACUGAAGAAGAAUCGUCUACGGGAACCAGUAAAGAACAAAUUGAAAAGGGUGAAGUCGGAAAUGUUUCCAGAGAAGAUGAGCAAAGCCGCAACGCUGAAAGUAAUAAUGAUAAUAAUGAUGCCAAUGAUGCCGAGGUUCAUGCUCGUAUGCAAUUUUUGAUGAAAUCAAUGGAGGAAUGUUGCGACAAUACAGAACCAUCUGAUCAUACGAACGGUGAUGCUGGUGUUAAUGAUAUUGCUGAGGAAACUGGAAAUGAUACGUGUAUGAAUUUUUCAACGGGCCCCGCAGAUGAACUUUGCGACUAUAACGAUGACCAAUGUGAUAUUGCAGUUAACGACCAUGAUACCGCUGAUAUCAUUGAAAAUGAGCUCGAAACCGCAAUUUCGGAUCCAAGCCAGACUAACCGUCUAUCUUUUUCGACUUUGAUUGACGAGAAUGGAAAUAUCGAGGUUCAUUCAAUGGAUAUUGAGACUGAUAAUGCCGCUGUUUUUGCCACUAAUAUGGUUUCCAAUGAUAAUGGUGUUUGCCAAGCUUGUGGCAGAUGUGGACCUCCGGCGUUAGUCAAGAAGGAGUCGGAAAUGCAAACUGAUGAGAGAUCUCUUACAUUAAAUGCCUACUGCCAGGCUAACCCUAGCGUCGUCGAAUGUGGCACGGACCCUGACAUCGCAGUUUGCAACUCCGAAGUGCAAACAUUGGAUGUCGUUUGUUCUGAUAAAGGAAUUGAGACAGAUGUCGUCCUCUCGAAGGGAGCAGGAAUGCAGACGGAAAAAGUUGAUGUCGUUGACGGUGGAAUGCAAACGGAAUAUGUGUUGAAAUGUACAACUUCUUCGCAGACUGGUGCCGAAUAUUCGAAAGAAAUUAGCACGCAGACUGAGGAUGUCGAUUUCAUGCGAGAGAUUUUACAAAAAGUCACUAAUCUUGAGAGAAACACUAUAUCGCCUAUGCAACAAUCUCCAAGUAAUCAACUACUUUAUUUGCGCCAAUUGGGAAUGGAUCCCAACAUUGUUCCACAGGGAUAUUUCCCUCCAAUGACACCAAAUAUCAAAGCGAUGUUCCAACUUCAAUUGCGAAUCAAACAAUGGUUGAUCAUCGGUUCGUUACUCCGGAGCAAGAAGAUUUAA